GCUAUGGUUUUAAUUUGCGCACGUGACUGGUUGAGGUCAAAAGUUCGACCUCCCGCAAAAUGGCUUCUGCUCAAGCCGUUUCUCAUGCUCAGCGAGUGACUCGCCUCUACAGACACUCCCUCAAGAACUCCUUGUCCUGGUGCAUAGACCGGGUGACGUGGAGAGAAGAGGCUCUGCGAAUUCGGGUCAGGUUCGACGCCAACAAACACGUCCAGGACCGGCGAUUGGCCGUGGCGCUGGUCCAGCAGGGAGAGGAAGAGCUUCAGAAUAAGAAACAUCCCGAUCCUUACCUAGAUCCAAAAGCACCGGACGGAACAUUAUGGGAGAGGAAUCCUCCACUGCCAAAAGAAGUAAACGUUUGUUGGUAGUAUUCAAUGCAUAUUUAUCACAGAGUACAUGUUUAUUGUCGGUGUCGUUCAUUCGUACUGUUUCAGAUUCUGCAAAUGACUCCUGAUGAGCAGGAGUGGUAUAAGGAGUAUGUAAAGUACUACAACAGUCCCACUGCCACGGUCCCUGUCUGGGACGACCCAGCGGUGUCUCCCUAUCCAAAGUUUGUGUGGACGCCUACUGGUGGAUGGUACUGCAACCCUCCCAACUGGAGGAAGAACACUGGUCUCGCCAUGUUCUUUGUCCUGGUCUCCUCCGGGGUCGUGUGGUACAUCUCUGCCCAGCUGGAGCGCCGGCCAGUACCACCCUAUCGGUUCAUUCCUUCUCAGCUAUGGUGCAAGUAUGCAGCGGUGGACGAUCCCAGACUGCGGUCGUCUCAUGAGCCAGAAAUGGCGACACACAAUCCUUCUCCUUCCAUUUCAGUGCCCAACAAGUGGCCGAGAGAGUACGAAAGAGUGCCAGAACUGGAAGAGGUUGACAGAAAUGAUUUCGUGGCAUACACCAAGGCCAAACACCAAAGAGUCCGCGACAGGGCUGUCCAUCGUGAGGAGCUGAAGAUCCUGCAGGAGAGACUGUCAGACUGUGUCAAGAGAGAGGAGGUGAACCACCAGCAGCGCUGCAGAUCUCAGUCCAAGGCCUACUGGAACUCCUUCCGCAAAUACCGUUCUCAAGGUUGGCUGGCGAGUCACUGAUAUGGUGUGCUGUUGUAAAAACUGUUCAUUCUCCUGGACCUGUGUCAUAUUUAGGAAUGAUUGUUAUGGGUGUUAUCUACUGUCCUGUGAUGUGUGUAAAUUGUACAUUAAAUGUUUGCUGCAAGCGCUUCGUCACUAAGUACAGUAGUAUAAUUUGUCCAGCAUUAUGCCCAUACAUUUGAGAUUUUCAUGUUUGACUUCCAGUUUCAAUCAGAUCCAACUUUUGACA
This is a messenger RNA of Geodia barretti, 1308 nucleotides long. The record is from the annotation of a GenBank genome assembly. Lineage: Eukaryota; Metazoa; Porifera; Demospongiae; Tetractinellida; Geodiidae.